AUGGCUAUGGAUGCGCUUAAAAAUCUUGUCAAUAACGUUCCGGACUGGCUACAGCGACUUGACGACCUCAGUGGCCAGAUCGACCGACGCCAGGCCGAGCUGGCCGCUGUUGCUGCCGCAGAGGGCAAAAGUGCGGAGACAAAGUCGCUUCGCAACAAAGGCUCAACCGAGUCACUCAAGCCUAAAGAUGAUCCUCCAGUAGUUCACGCCGAGGUCCCAGCGAAUGAGGACAUCCUCGAAGAUGGCGUAGGUGACAACAUAGCACAGACACCAGUCAAGCCCGAGACACCCAAGGUGCAUACCCCAAGCCCUGGUUCCAUUCGUCAGCAACAAGAGAUCAUCAAAGCCGCACAAGCCAGAGCACGAGCUCAGGUUAGGAAGAAGCCUAAGUCGCCAUCUAUGAUGUCUAACGAAGACGCCCCUACCGCUUAUCGAACACGGAGCAUGAUCAUUGUCUACUAUGAUAGCUAUGUUCAGAGCUUCUUUGACGAUCUUGUGAGGUUCGUCUCGUCAAGUCGAAACCUGAUGCGCAAAGCCAAGAUGGCCGCAAGAGUUGCCCAGAUCAAGAAACUUGCGGAGCAAGACGUAUCAGAGGAUGGAAGUAAUGACGACGCUCUCCCUUCACUACGAUACAUGAGCAGCAGGCGAUUCGGUCCUAUGUCAAUAUCUCGACCCGGUGCUGGCGACCAACCACCAGAUGUAUACGAUAAGCUGGAUAAGGGCCUCGAAUUUGUGCAAAGCAUGUGUGAGCACGGUGCUCAUCAGUUCCUUCGCGAUGGCGACUGUAACGACGAGAUCAGCAAAGUACAGAAACGACUGACUGAGGUUCUCGAGAUGGCCAAAACAGAAAUGGAGCGCGUAGAGCGCGAAGAGCCUGAACUAGCAAAGGAAACAGGCGAGAUGGGCAAAGUCCGGACACGGCGGCCCAUAAGUAUGCGCCGCGACAUGGCCGUUGGCUUGAAGGAAAGCAGCCCGACACCUACCAAGGAGGAGAACAAGUUGGAGCCCGCAAAGCUCGAGGCCGCCGAACCUAUUAUCCCAGCAGAUCCCAUGGCACCUAUGGCUGUGGAUCCAAAUAUCAUGGAAGCCGACGAGGGCAUCGAUGUCGAAAUGGAACUUCCCAAACUGCAAUAUCGAUCAACCCGGGCGAUGCGCAGUCGUGGACCAUAG
Molecule: messenger RNA, 1170 nt
Organism: Fusarium tjaetaba
Lineage: Eukaryota; Fungi; Ascomycota; Sordariomycetes; Hypocreales; Nectriaceae
Exons: 1
Coding region: 1-1170 (389 amino acids)
Source: RefSeq, a predicted model, not a curated record